AUAUGGAUGGAUGGAUGAAGGGUGACAGUUAAAACAAAAAUAAUAGAAAAAUAGAUUAAUUAGUGCAAAGCUGAUUUACAUUACACCACACGGGUGUUUUGAUCAGAGCCAAGACAGAAUACGAAACAUUUCUGUCGCUAUGACGACUUCUUUUCGAACGUGUGUUCAUUUCAUUCUAUAUUCUAUAGUCUUCAAUAUUCCAAGCUAGACGACAUUUCUAGUUCUCAAAGCAAGUGAAACUUUCAGUGAGAAAUUGUACUUGCUUCUUAGCGACUAGGUGAGUAAACUACUGCACACUCAUGCUGAGCAGAGGGGGAUGUCCAGUUAGAAAUGAUGUCUAAGGUUAACUAAAUACAAAUAAUACCUUGAUAUUUUUCCUCAAACCUUAAACAGACCAUCGAGGACAUUGUUUUUAACCGUAAUAUUUAACCAGAGUGACAUUAUAGAGAAGGUUCAUGAGAGUAAAUCUCACAGAGGUGUAAACUAUCUGUGUAAACAGAUUGACAUUGUGGUCACAUUGACCUCUAGUGGUGAGAGCCGGUAUGGCUUUAUCUCUUCUGUGUGAACCCUUCUGUUUCUGUUUGAGAGCUGGGAAAAUUAGAUUGAAUAGCCAUGUAUGUGUUGCUAAUUGCUAAUUUCCCACAGUUUACGGGAUACCUGACUGAACUCUAACAUUUCACAGACAACAGACAUUAGUUAGGCAAAAAAAAAAAAAAAAAAAAAAAAAAAAAAAAAAAAAAGGGAAAGAUUGAGGCCCAGUGUUUAGUCCUGAGGAACGUUAUAAUAUGUAAGGUUGUAGUUUUUAAUCCUGGACACAAUUAAUACAAGAAACAGUAUAAAACUGUCAAAUGAAUAAGAUUUCUACAAGCAUAGAGUCAUGUAAUUAGUCUGUAGCCCUAACUGAGGAUUUGACUCCAGGGAUGCCCAGCUACAUGUAUCAAACUGAUCAUGGCGACCUGGAUGAGUUUGACAUUGUGGCUUUUCCUGGCCCUCUUAUGAGGUGAGACUCUCUUCUCCUCUCAUAUAAGAUAAAUCGAACAUUUGUUGUAAGCAGUAAUGUUUUCAACCGUAUCGUGUGCAGUAAUCGUCAUAAUCCAGCUGUGUUCCAACAUCUGUUGCAGCAAUAAGAUGCAGAUAGAGAGACCUGCUGAAGUUUAUAAAGUGCCAAGUAGAGGAGUGUCUCAGUCGGAUUAAAGAACUUGACCAAAUGGAGGCCUACUUCUUUCGGCAGAUUAUGGACUUGUUCUGCCGUCAGAACGGAGUAAGUGUUAUAGUUCAGUAUGUGUGGUGUUUAACUUUGUAAGCAAAUGUGUUUUUCAUGAAAGUAAAGAUUCUCUGAAUUAUAAUAAGUGCCUAAAAGAAUAAAUCUAGUAGCUGUGCUAUUCAUAUUCAGUUACAUCCCUAAUACCUACAAUGCAUGUGUAACAUAAUGACAUUUCUUACAGAACAUGAUGAUGGCUCAAGUCGCCACAAUCCUCUUCAAGGGAGACGGCUUAAUUAGGAAGAAGCUGAGAGGAACUGAGGACCUGAAGUACUGGUUCCUUUCUCUGGCACAACUUUUGUGCUCCUCUGCCCCAUAUGAUGAGUGAAGAGAAGCCGUGAUUCAGAUGGGAGAUGAUCUCGCCUUCAAAGGACUGACGUUCGCAGCGCACAUCUGCUACGUGGUGGCAAAAGUGGAGCUGGGGACACGUAGUCAAUUCGAAUUGAUCGGAUAUGACAGUGUGCCAUUUGGUCUGACAGUCCUGACUUCAGCCGUUGAGAGAACCGAGGUUUACGAAUACGUGCUGUCUCUGACCUCAGGCCUGGCCCAACCAAACUUACAGGUUCACCCAGGCUGAAUUUCCCGAGGAAGCCAUGCAGUAUUGCGAGACCAUUGCCAGGGCAGUCAUCACCUUCCCCGGCAGAAUCAAAAGAAGCUUUGUUAAACGGCUCAUUUUGCUGUUUAACAUGCUGCAAGAAGGGGCAGAAGAACAAGAACCUGUGUGGCUGCUAGAGCUUUGCCAGCUGUAUAAAUCAAAGCUACUGACGCAGAUGCUAAUUCUGACUCAGAGCAGUACUCAACAUCAACCGGCUCUGAAAUGGCGUACAAGCUUCAGAACUCAGAAACUAGCUGGACGAGUGACAAGAUCAUCACUCCGCAGUCUCCUGAUGUGGAGCAGACUGACCCAGAGGUCGUGUUUGCUUCACGGUGCGCCACGGGAGAGCUGCUGAGAAUGGGAAGCUUCGGAUCUGUCUACGCAGGCAUCCGUGUGGAAGAUGGGAAAGAGGUUGCCAUCAAAACUGUGGACAAGAACAUCGUGACCAACAUCUUGAUCAUUCCCGGAGAGAGGCGCAAGCUGCCAUUGGAGGUGGCUCUAAUGGAGAUGGUGUCCAAGCCACCUCGCCGCAGCAACGUGGUGGAGCUGCUGGACUAUUUCGAAAUGACCGAUCGCAUCGUCAUGGUCCUGGAACGACCCAGCCCCUGUAUGACCCUCAAAGAUUUCGCCAGACUUCAUGACGGCUGUCUAACUGAUACACAGACACGAGACAUCAUGCUGCAAGUGGUUCAGGCGGCUCGUCACUGCUGUGACCGCAAAGUGUUACAUUGCAGCAUCAAGGCCGAGAAUCCACUCAUCAAUACCGACAUGAUGCAAGUCAAAAUGAUAGAUUUUGUCUGCGGAGAUUUACUGAAGGACACACCGUACAGAAAGUAUGCAGAUCCCUUCUGGAACCAAAGAUGUGGCAACAGCCUGACCACAUACUGCAAAACACACACACACACACACACACACACACACACAAACUUCAAACAUUUUUGACAUUCUGCUGGAAAAAUCCAUAUUUCUUUUUGAUCACUGACUGCUAAACACAAAUCCUGAUUGGUUGAAGAUUUGCUCGGCAGGCCAUCUGUUCAAUUGAUGCCACUGUGCUGGAACGCCUCCUCCGGGCCUUGCCUGAACUCUGGUGCAAAGUGCUACUUGAAAGAGAGACUGAGAUCAGCUUGACAAAUACAAACCACUACAAUAAACAAUGAACCAAAGCAAUCUGUUAGCACAUGUUAAUGAUAUCUUGAAUAAUUGAUCGAUUUAUGGGAGUUGUGUUUUUCCCCACCCGAGUACUGUAUUACAAGAUAAAUGUGCUUAAACAAAGUAACAGAAUAACACUUAUUGUCUGUCUAAAAUAUUUCUAUUUGUUUUUUUGUUUUUUUUAAAAAUAUAUUUUCAAUUUAUUAUUUGCUUUGACAUCUGACAUGAUUUAUCUUGGUUUCUUUCUUCUUUUUUUUACAUCAUAAAACCCUGCUAUUUUAAUAGGGGUGUGUAGACUUUUUAUUUCCACUGUAAGGUGUGUUUUUAAAGCAUCACCACCCUCCUACACACACUGUGGCAGUCUGUCAGUACACUAACACAGAUGAUUUCAAAGAUGAUGAAUAUCUUGCGAUCACUGUUUGUCUUAACGGCUUUCAUUGUACCAUAUUUAGAGUUUCUGUUUGUUAUCUGCAGAUUUCCCUCUCAGGUAUUGUCAUGUUACAAAGAUGGAUACGGAAGCCAGUGCAGAUCUUCUAACAUUAAACAAACAAACAAACAAACAAACAAACAAACAAACAAACAAACAAACAAACAAACAAACAAAAUACACCGCCACAAUAACAUGAGGCAAAAUACUGUGGCAAAAACUAAACAUGGACGUGUGGCCGAAGAAGCAGUACAAACAGUGGCUAUAUAUAGGAGUGCUCAUUAAACAGAAACGUGA
This is a messenger RNA of Ictalurus furcatus (blue catfish), 3729 nucleotides long. Its product is annotated as serine/threonine-protein kinase pim-1-like. Bases 2079 to 2798 code for a protein of 239 amino acids. Gene Ontology annotation, biological process: regulation of mitotic cell cycle; protein autophosphorylation; negative regulation of apoptotic process. The record is from RefSeq and is a predicted model, not a curated record. Lineage: Eukaryota; Metazoa; Chordata; Actinopteri; Siluriformes; Ictaluridae. The transcript is spliced from 10 exons. Gene Ontology annotation, cellular component: cytoplasm. Gene Ontology annotation, molecular function: protein serine/threonine kinase activity; ATP binding.